Oncorhynchus gorbuscha (pink salmon) is the source of this 3058-nucleotide messenger RNA. It is a transcript of the gene foxm1, whose product is annotated as forkhead box M1. Gene Ontology annotation, biological process: G2/M transition of mitotic cell cycle; regulation of DNA-templated transcription. Bases 211 to 2229 code for a protein of 672 amino acids. Lineage: Eukaryota; Metazoa; Chordata; Actinopteri; Salmoniformes; Salmonidae. The transcript is spliced from 9 exons. Gene Ontology annotation, molecular function: sequence-specific DNA binding; DNA-binding transcription factor activity. The record is from RefSeq and is a predicted model, not a curated record.
CGCAAAUACUGCGCCAAAAUUCAAAAUCCCAUUUACUUUCACACUGAAUGAAAGGAGAUUGAGAUCUACAAACUACCUGUCAACUUUCAUUUUCGAUUAUUGUCAUUGUUUAAUUAAGGAGUCAAAAAACCCAGAACAAAAGCGAAUUGCAUCCCCAUAAUAUGAAGACAUCAAGUGAAGUCAAAGGGCCAGCUCUGUAAUCUGGGCAGAAUGAGACAGAGCCCAAGAAGGCCCCUGAUCCUUAGGAGGAGGAAGCUUCCUUUUCAGCUAAAUGAACCAGCAAUUGAUGAGCCUGAUGGACUACGACACAAGGAAGCAUCCACAUCCAAACCCUCAGGUGGCCAGUGUUUUCCUGAUGGCAUCCGUAUCAUGGACCAUCCCACUAUGCCUGGCACACAAGUGGUUGUCAUCCCCAAAACUGCAGACCUUCAGAGUGUAAUUGGGGCCCUCACUGCCAAGGGGAAGGAGUGUGGCUCUCAAGGACCAAACAAAUUCAUCCUUCUAAGUGGUGGUGGCUGUAUCAAGGAUGGUGCAGAUUCUUUCUGUCAACCUAGCUAUAUGAGCGGUUUCAGCUCUGGUAGGAGUAGCAUGGCUCUUGUCACACAGCCAGAGAAGGCAACAACAAUGGACUGCCUAAAGGAUACUAAGGCUUUGACUACAAUUAAACCAUUGAAUAGGGACCUUGAUUGCAGUCCUCUAGAUGACAGCCUUACUAACAUCCAGUGGCUUGGGAGGAUGAAUACAGACGGUCUUGACCCAGAUCCUGCUAAGAAAGCUGCCAACAAAGAGAAUCAUGACACUUGCCAACAGAUUCUCCAGUCACAAAGUGAGCGAAUGGAAGCACACAGGGUUGUCAAAGACCCCUUGUCAGAGAGACCACCCUACUCGUACAUGGCAAUGAUUCAGUUUGCCAUCAACAGUAAGAAGAGCAGGAGGAUGACAUUGAAAGAGAUCUACACUUGGAUUGAGGAUCACUUUCCAUAUUUCAGAAAGGUGGCCAAGCCAGGCUGGAAGAAUUCCAUCCGCCACAAUCUCUCCCUGCAUGACAUGUUCAUCCGUGAGACAACACAAGAUGGCAAGAUCUCCUACUGGACCAUCCGCCCAGAGGCCAAUCGCUGCCUUACUCUUGACCAGGUUUACAAGACUGAGUCUGAUCCAACUUCCAUCUCGUCUCGGACCAUGCAGGUCUGUGACCAACAUCAACAAAAGAGACUUGCUCCUGACAUCAAGAAAACAUCUGCCGGUGUCCCUGAGAGGAAGAUGAAGCCCCUUCUUCCUCGUGCAGACUCCUACCUGGUCCCCAUCCAGCUGCCUUUCACCCAGUCACUCUUCCUGUCCUCGUCCACACGGCUCCCCCUCUCUGCCCCCCAACAGAAAUCUAGCUCCUCAGGAGGGGGCAAGAGGGUCCGUAUAGCUCCCAAGGUUACGUACAGUGAUGCCUCCACAGUGAUGCUGUAUGCUCCUCCAAUUGAGGAGAUGAAGGAGGAGCAGGUCAGUGUACCCCUGAUCUCCGUUACCCCUAGGGCCAUUCUGACCAACACCAGGAAGGAAGUCAGCAGCUCCCGUCGCAAGCAGCGCCUCGUCCUACCUUCCAACGAGGAGCCCGUGCUCCUCUUCCCUGACAGCACCUUCUUCGACUCGGGCCUGGCCUCCGACGGCUCCGCCUUACAGGACGCCGAGCUCGACCCCCGGCCGGAGCCUGACAGCCCCUGCAGGGAGUUCUCUUUCAAGACCCCCAUCAAGAGCAGCCACCCAGCCUCCUCCACCCCCAGCAAGCCACCCACUGUGCUGUUAGAGCCCUGGAGGGUAACCCCGCUGGGCAAGGAGAGAGGCGGCAUGCUGGACUUCAGCCCCAUCCGCACCCCCGGCCCCAGCUUCACCCCGGACCGCCAUAACCACACCCCCUUCAGCUUCAGUAGCACUCCCUUUAAGGACCUGCCCUUGUUCAACUCCCCUCGUGAGCUGCUCACCUCUGCACGCUCCACAUCUGCGGCUGGCCCCACCGGCACCUGCUCCCCGGGGCCAGAGCGUCUGCAGGGCUGUUCCAGAGAGCUCCAAAUCGGGGGUCCCUCCACAGCCAACCGCUCCCUUACAGAGGGCUUGGUCCUGGACACCAUGAACGACAGCCUGAGCAAGAUCUUGGUGGAUAUCAGCUUCUCUGGCCUGGAGGAUGAUGAUCUGGGUAUGGGGAACAUCAGCUGGUCUCAGCUCAUCCCUGAACUCAAGUAGCCACUGCCGAGCAGAGAGCGCAACCCUUUCAAAGUUCUUUGCUAGAUGAGGAUGCCAUAGUCUCAUCAUUACCCAAGCUGCUCACAUUGUCUUCCAAUCUGUAAAUGUGGGAGUUUUCUUUCUGACUUAGAUUUUACCUUUGUCUUUGGUUGCUUUUGUCACUACUAACCAGUUUUGUUUUUCUCUCGCUUGGUUGUGUUUCAUGCCACAAGCUUAAGUGACCAUAUUUUGAUUACAAUUCACUGUCUCCCACCAUAGUCUUGAAGGAACUUCUAGGGAACCGAAAAGUAUGCCUGAGUUGUAUGUUGAUGUAUGUAGCCUACAUAGAAGAUGUAUGUUUAAUUUGCACAUUUUGUAAUAUGUUUUGCUCUUUAAAAUGUACAUUUAUACAUAGAUAAAUCAUCACUAUCCAGUGAGACCGACACUACCAUGCUAGAAUAUAAGAUGUGGUGCCUCCUCUGAAAGUGAGCGAGUCUCCAUUUGAUUGGACCUCUGAUAGGAUGUAACAUGAUGUACAGAUGAUCAACCACCAAUGAGAGAAAGUAAUAAAACAACAAGGACUGUCUACACCCAAAGGAGAUGCCAUUUUUGAUUGACCAAGUCAACACUUAUUCUAGUGCACUUUUGUAACUUAUUCUAGGUAUGACACAAUGUCCAAUCUGCUUUGUGAACUUUUAAAAGAGUGGUAGUAGUGAGUGAGAAACUAUGUAAAAGCAUGAAGUAGUAUGGUGAUGUCUUACAUUUGUCUGUAGAAGGGGAAUAUAUUUGAAUUUUUUUUUAAAAAUGUAUGCUUGAAUUGUCAUUGGAAGAUUAAACAUUUAAUGCAUGA